AUGCAGAAGAUUCCUUACGCUUCGGCUAUGGGGAGUCUAAUGUAUGCUCAGGUAUGUACACGUCCGGAUAUUGCGUACAUUGUUGUCAUGUUAGGCAGAUAUCUAAGUAACCCUGGAAUGGAUCAUUGGAGAGCAGCCAAGAGGGUUAUGAGAUAUUUACAGAGAACAAAAGAGUACAUGCUUACAUAUAGGAGAUUGGAUCAGUUAGAGUUCAUUGGGUAUUCCGACUCUGACUUUGCUGGAUGCCAUGACAGCAGAAGAUCCACAUCAGGCUAUAUUUAUCUGUUGGCUGGUGGAGCAAUUUCAUGGAGGUCUGCCAAACAGACACUCGUAACUUCAUCCACCAUGGAAGCAGAGUUUGUAGCAUGUUAUGAGGCAUCCAAUCAAGGAAUAUGGCUACGAAAUUUUGUCACUGGGCUGUGUGUUCUGGAUGAAAUAAAGUAUUCAUUUUAUUGCACUCUGUUAAAUUAUGCUAAAGAUUUGAUCUCAAUAAAGUUAAGUAGGACUAAUUGGAAAUAG
This is a messenger RNA of Vitis riparia (riverbank grape), 519 nucleotides long. RefSeq names its product secreted RxLR effector protein 161-like. The coding region runs from base 1 to 519 and encodes 172 amino acids. The record is from RefSeq and is a predicted model, not a curated record. The transcript has 2 exons. NCBI's taxonomy places the organism in Eukaryota, Viridiplantae, Streptophyta, Magnoliopsida, Vitales, Vitaceae.